Lentinula edodes (shiitake mushroom) is the source of this 2512-nucleotide messenger RNA. RefSeq lists its product as uncharacterized. Lineage: Eukaryota; Fungi; Basidiomycota; Agaricomycetes; Agaricales; Omphalotaceae. Gene Ontology annotation, cellular component: nucleus. The record is from RefSeq and is a predicted model, not a curated record. The transcript has 2 exons. Gene Ontology annotation, biological process: regulation of cell cycle. The coding region runs from base 69 to 2384 and encodes 771 amino acids.
GUGCGGUUUGUCAUCCAGCUUAUCGUCCGCGCGCUCUGUUUGUUUUAAAGCCUAUCGCCAUUCGUCGGAUGAAUUCUAAUCAUCCUGACUCCAAUCCUGACUCCGACCUUUCUUUGCCUGGCGACAAAGAAGGAUCACUGCACUCCCACAAUGCAGACACCAACAAAGCACUUCAUGUUACUGCAUCUUCAACAACCCCUUCGAACGUGACAAGCAAUGCGAAGGAGCCCGAGAUAGGAGAAAAACGCAGCGGGGAAGAACAUAAUCCCAGUGAUACUCACGAAAGGGUAUUGAAAAAGCCCAAAGUUACUGAAAACUUGACAGUGGUGCUGGCAAGUUUCAUACCACAUAAUUCUGCUACGUUUCCUUCAUUUUUCGCGUUUCUCUUUGUUAUCAUACCACAGACUAAUGAUAUCGCAGGUCAAGAUGGUGUUAUCACCAUAGACCCUGCUCUCCAAACCCAGACCCAAACCGGCGCACCAGCCUCCAUUUCUUCAUCUCUUUCCUCCAAUCCAUACGCCAUAUAUCUCACUAAUAACCGUGGUAGCACAGGCGCAGCCCCAGUCUAUCCUCAAUUUGUCAAUCCUUACUAUUUUCUUACUCUUCCGCCAGGGGCAAUGUCCAUGCCUCCACAUAUGCAUCACGGUAUGCCGAUGAUGCCACCGAUGUAUGCUUAUCCUCCGCAUGUACCAGUACCAGUACCGAUCCCGCGACCUCAACCUGCUGUGUCGCCGUCUGCCCCACUCCUAUCGUCUACGGGGAGUUUGCCUGAAUCUACAAUGAGCCCCGCACAAUUACAAACCGAAGCACCUCCGGCGGCCGACAGUAGCGUUGAACAGGAGACAACAAACCAGCCUUCCUCAUCCUCCUCAAAGCCGAGACGUCUUAAAUCACACGCCGUCGUAUCCAAACACCACAGCAUCCCUACAAUUCCUCGGGACAAACAUGGACAGCCGAUGCUUCCUCUCAAUGUCGGAAUCAUGACCGUGGUCUCCUUGGGGACUAUUUGUCUCAGAGACCAUUUCCAUUCUGAACGAUAUAUUUUUCCCGUUGGAUACACCGUCACGCGGCGUUAUCUAUCUACACUCGAUCCCAACUCUGACGUCGUCUACCACUGCACCAUCCUUGACGGCGGGGACGGACCUAAAUUUCAGAUCGUUCCUGCAGACGAUCCAGAUAAACCGAUCAUGGCGUCUACUGCAACGGGGGCGUGGAGCUCGAUUGUGAAAAAGGCGAAUGAAAUCAGGAAAAGACAGCAUAGUAAUUCUGUUUCGGGCCCGGAUUUCUUUGGUUUGGGUCAAAAUACGAUUCGUCAUCUGAUUCAACAGAUGCCAGGGGCUGAGAGGUUGGCGAAGAGAGGAACUAGGACAGGUGAGCCGGAGAAGGAGAAGGAGCAAGAGGAUGGGAAAAAUAGUGCUGAUAAUAAUCGGAGACGUCGAGUUAACGGGAAAUAUGUUUGGCAUAAUUAUAUCGAACGAGUCAACGGGAUAUAUGUUUGGCAACAUUAUAUCGAAGGUGGACCACUAGGAGGACGGCAUGCGGCUGUUAUUCCUGCCCUUCCGGAGGAGUACGAAAGUAAACAUCGUUCAGCUGGGACCGGUCAUCCGUCCCGGAAUGCUAGUGGAAUCGUAGAAGGCGGUUCUGUUUCAGGACAACCAAAGGGUGACCCUCCCGUCUCCGACUUUGCUUCUGCACCCAGUCCCAAUGGGACUGGCACAGCUUCUACCAUGGUUACCUCUCCUUCUGCUGGUCCAAGUGGCACAUCAAAAGGAACGGGGCUAUCAUAUUAUCCCCCGCAUGUCAUGGCACAGGCGGAAGUUCAAUCGCAGAGCCAAGGACACGGAUAUCCGCAUACAGCUCAUUUGUACUCGACUCGCUACUCCACUCACCAUGUAUUUCAACCAGCUUAUGCUCUAUCUCAACAACCUCAGCAUUUGCAACCUGUGAUGCCUCAUACGCAAUCUCAAGAGAAUGCUCAUGUACAGACGACGUUUGCGAGUUUGUUAAACUCUCUUACGAGGGAGCAGAGCGAAGCUAGCACUAUUGUCUCUGGUGUUUCUUCUGCUCUCCCUACUACUUCUGCUUCUUCUACCCCUUUUGUUGUUAGUGUCCCCACAACGCCUGCGUCGGACAAAGGACCGGCGUCUGCGCAGAGUUACGAAAAUAACGAAGACAGCAGCAAAGAAGGAAUAGGCGAGAACCACAAAGAAGGUGGGGAAGAUAAUGCUGGUUGUGCCGAAGAGAUGCAGAUCGACCCCAAAUUGGUCGAGAGGGUUGUGAAACCUGCAUUUGCAGGAUCGCAGCAGAACCAGUAUUAUGAAUCGGAUCAGCAACAACAGGCUCAGGUCAAGCUCGACCAACGUGGAAAUCCAGGGACUUCGUGAUUUAGGACGCGGUUCAUCCCCUCUUGCCUUCUUCCGCUAUUUAUCUUUGAAGAUGUAUCAUGGGUUUACUGUAGUUCAGACCUCUCGUAAUUAGCUUCUUAUACCCUUCCAUGUGUAAAUAUUCCCCC